This is a messenger RNA of Schistocerca serialis cubense, 351 nucleotides long. RefSeq names its product myogenesis-regulating glycosidase-like. The coding region runs from base 24 to 323 and encodes 99 amino acids. The record is from RefSeq and is a predicted model, not a curated record. The transcript has 2 exons. NCBI's taxonomy places the organism in Eukaryota, Metazoa, Arthropoda, Insecta, Orthoptera, Acrididae.
UGCACAUCCAGUACGCACCGCUCAUGGUUGAGCUGAUGAAGAAAGCCGUUGAGGACGGCACUCCCGUCAACAGGCCAAUCUGGUGGAUCGACCCAACGGACCCCACGGCACUCACAAUCGACUCAGAGUUCCUGCUGGGCGACGACAUUCUGGUGGCGCCAGUGGUGUGGCACGACAACUUCAGCCGCGACAUCUACCUGCCGAAGGGCAUGUGGCGCGAUGAGGCGGACCCCGAGCACCCCACCAUUCAGGGUCCGGCCUGGCUACACAGCUACCCCGUGCCGCUCAACACUCUGCCCUACUUCACCAGGGUCAGCGCCUAGCUCGCGCUGGCGUAAUAUGAAGGCAGUA